This is a messenger RNA of Vairimorpha ceranae, 1710 nucleotides long. RefSeq names its product atm1 mitochondrial abc transporter. Lineage: Eukaryota; Fungi; Microsporidia; Nosematidae. Bases 1 to 1710 code for a protein of 569 amino acids. Gene Ontology annotation, biological process: transmembrane transport. Gene Ontology annotation, molecular function: ATP binding; ATP hydrolysis activity; ABC-type transporter activity. Gene Ontology annotation, cellular component: membrane. The transcript has a single exon. The record is from RefSeq and is a predicted model, not a curated record.
AUGUUAGAAAAAAAAUCUAUUUAUGGUAGUGAUAUUAGUAUUAUGAAAGACCUGAUUGUAGAAUAUGUUAUUUCAAAGCCCUUUAUUCGAACAUUUGUCAUUUACAUAAUUUUUGGGACAUUUGCAGUUUGUACAUUUAAUGUUUUAACAGUUGAAGCUACCCGGAAAUUGACUAGUGAUAUUACAGAUAAUAAAGAUCUUAGUCAAAGUCUUUUGUAUUUUGCAGUUUUGACAAUUGUAUCAAUUACAAUGUCAGAACUUAACAAUUUUAUAUUUGUUACACCCGUUCAACAUGUAUUCAGACUGACAGGAAAAAAUUCAUUUAAAAAUUUUAUAAAUAUGGAACUUAGUAGAUACAAUAAAAUAGGAUGCGGUGAAAUACAAACAAUAAUAGACCGAGAAAGUAAAGCAAUAAGUGAAUUGAUCGAAGUUUUAUUUGUUAAUAUCAUAAAUAUUUUUUUUACAGUUAUAUUGGCGUGUUCGUCAAUUUAUACAAAUUUAGGGUUGACAAAUAUGUUUAUUAUUUUAAUCACAUUAUUAGUUUACAUCCUUGCAACUGCGAAAAUAGUUCAUUGGCGUACAGGAAUAAGAAAAGAAUAUAAUUGCGCACAACAAAGAUGCUCAAAUCAUUUACAUGAUUCUUUAAUUAAUCAUGAGACUAUACUAGCAUAUAAAACAGAAGAAGAAGAAUCGCUUAAAUAUGAAAAAUAUGUUUCUGAAGUAGAAUCAGAAUGUAACAGAAUCUGGAGAUCUCUUAGUUUUUUAUACCUUGUAAAUAAGAUAAUUUUUGCUUUACAGUGUUUUAUAGUUAUAACAUUAGGAAACUAUGGAAUAUUAACAGCAAAACUAAGUGCCAGGGAUGUUGUAUUUUAUAUUGGCAUUAAUAGAACAUUGUAUUCAAGUUUUGGACAAUUAGGGUUCUUUUACUCACGAUAUACACAAGCAAUCUUAAAUAUAAGAACAUCUUUUAAACCAGAGCUUAUAAAAGAAGAACCAAAUUUAGUAGAUGUUAAUGAAUUUAAUAAUGAUAUAAGAUUAGAAAAUGCAUCAUUUAAUUAUUACUCCAAAAAAAUUUUAACGGACAUAAAUAUUUUAAUUAAAAAAGGUGAAAAAGUAGCUAUUAUUGGAAAAAAUGGAUCGGGAAAAACAUCUCUUAUAAAGAUGAUUAUGAGAUUUGAAAAUUAUGGGGGAAAUAUUUAUCUAGAUAAUCGAGACAUAAAAGAAAUUUCUAAUAGUUCAUAUAGAUCACUUAUAUCAUUUGCACCACAAACCUCAUUUUUGUUUAACGAAACGGUUUAUUAUAAUUUAACAUAUGGAAAAGAAAUAUUUGAUAAAGAAGAAGUUAUAAAAAUCAGUAAAAAACUUUGUGUACACGAUUCUAUAAACAACCUAGAGGAUGAAUACAACACACAUGUUGGAGAUAAGGGACAUAAGCUUAGUGGUGGAGAAAGACAAAAAGUAAUUUUGUUAAGGUCGGCACUAAAAAAUUCUCCUAUUAUAAUUUUAGAUGAGCCAACGGCCGCAUUGGACAAAAAAGCUGAAUAUGAAAUUCUUAAAAGUCUAAUCUCCAACAACUUAGAGAAGACAAUAAUUAUUGUUUUACAUAAUUUAGAUUUACUCCACUUAUUUGAUAAAGUGCUAAGUAUUAAAAACAAAACUGUAUCAUUACAUAAGAUAGAAGAAAAUAUUAUUUCUACAUUAAACUUAUAA